GCCUACGUCAACUUAUAAUCCGUGUUGUCCCUCCUCUCGGGUUAAUGUGUAUAAUACUCCGCGCUCUUCUCGCGUCCGAAUCCCAAACCCAGCCCGUUAACCAGCCGUUUGUUCGUAUUCAUGUUAUAGCCUUGUUUAAAUUCUAAACGAGAAUUGUCAUUUUAUUCUACUUCAUCUAGUAUACAUAUAAUAUAUCUAUCAGCCAUGGAUUUCAGCCAGUGGGGUAAUCCCAGCAAAGAAUGGCUCGCCUUUGCAGCGGCAAACCCGGCGCUUCUGGCACGGAGCGACGACCAUCUGCCGCCGCUGGUUUUGCAACAGAAGACGAACCAUUCGCGUACCACAAUCGCAAAGACGCUCGUCGCUACUACAGGUCUAGGUAAUCUCGUGACCACAGAGGAUUACGUCGUCUCGACUCGGGAUGGGAAGUCUAUCACCGUGCGGAGUUAUCGGCCGAUCUUGCUAGGAUCAAAGCCGCUUCCCGGCUACGUAUUUUUCCACGGCGGGGGUUUCUUCUUCGGCGCAUUGGACACGGAGCUCUUCAACUGCUCAUGGUUGGCACACGCAUUGUCUAUGACUGUCGUACAUGUCUGCUAUCGUCACACGCCUCAUGUGAGCGGGCUGACACCAUGGCACGACGCCCUCGACGGCUUUGAGUGGGUCGCUACUCAUACGGAGAAGCUCGGCAUCGACCCGUCCCGUAUCGUUGUGGGCGGCAUCUCCGCGGGCGGUUCGCUCACGGCGUGCGUAGUGCAGAACGAGGUGCGGCGAGCGCGCGAAACCGGGACUCCUUGUCGUGUCCAGGGUCAGGUCUUAGGCAUUCCAAACUUGAUCAACGUCAACGCGUUUCCCUACCACCUCUUCACUGACAAAGAGAAAACAUCCCCCGAGCAGUGCGCUGAUGCCGCCGUAAUCCCUAGACAGCGUAUGAAACUCUUCACCGAUAUGCUGGGUAGCGAAGUCGAUCCAUCUGAUCCGACCUGGAGUCCUGGGCUUGUCGACGAAGAGGAGUUGCGAGGCACGCCGCACACGGCUGUUUUGGUUUCCGGCUGGGAUCCAAUCCGAGACGAAGGGCUGUGGUACGCCCAGAAGUUGAAGAAUGCUGGUGUCCGGACGAAAGUCCAUAUCUUCCCAGGUCUCCCCCACGCUUUCUAUGCUUUCGUGGGUUUGCCCUCGCACAGGCACUGGAACGAAAUUAUGCUCGAUUCCUUACGCUGGGCGGUGGCUGAGGAAGACGGCUGGAUCGUCGAGGAGCCUCCUGUGAUGUCACCGCUCAUGGAAAAGGCCUUGUCGAUCGGGGCCCCGGUAGACCCAACGACUCCCGGCGCUACUCCUGCAGAUAUGGCAAAGUCAGGAAACCUCCUUCGAGGAGAAUAAUGCUUCCCUCGAGGUUCUGCGGGGACGUACCUGGCAGGUCGGUGGAAUAGCAGUGAAACUCAGUCCAAACUUCAUUCGAAAGACGAGUUGCUUAUUC
This is a messenger RNA of Daldinia vernicosa, 1471 nucleotides long. RefSeq names its product alpha/beta-hydrolase. Bases 205 to 1374 code for a protein of 389 amino acids. The record is from RefSeq and is a predicted model, not a curated record. The transcript has 2 exons. NCBI's taxonomy places the organism in Eukaryota, Fungi, Ascomycota, Sordariomycetes, Xylariales, Hypoxylaceae. Gene Ontology annotation, molecular function: hydrolase activity.